AUGGUCAAAUGUACGAGCAUCGAAACUGUUCGUAAGGCAUUUAUCACGGAGCUUUUUGGUCCCUCGAUUCAAACUAUAUGGGAAGCUUCAAUCCACAGUGUGCACCUACCUCGCAAGCCAACGCAAGAUCUGUCGGACAAAAAGAUGAAGUCCUUAUCGGCAAAAUAUUGUUCGAUCCCGCAACAACGCCUUACCUACUACCCGGCAGUACCUGAUUCCAUCUUUGACGCUCCUGAUUUGGAGGCUGCAGCUAGUGACGCCGAAAGUACGCCCAAGUCCCAGUCGAAGCGCAAGCCAGGCCGGCCAAAGAAGGAGAAGACCACCUUGAAACCUAAUCAACCUUCCAUUCUACAGUUUUUUUAG
Molecule: messenger RNA, 363 nt
Organism: Phytophthora nicotianae INRA-310
Lineage: Eukaryota; Oomycota; Peronosporomycetes; Peronosporales; Peronosporaceae
Exons: 1
Coding region: 1-363 (120 amino acids)
Source: RefSeq, a predicted model, not a curated record